GUCCUUCGGCCACACGCGCUGCUCCUUGCGGCUUGACCCGCGCGCCAGCGCUCUUACUUUCGGCUGCUGCGCUCGCAGCGCAAUCCGCGCGCGAAGGCGUUGGUCACCUAAAGCGCUUGCCUCGCGGCGUUACCCCGCGCUGGGCGAGGCACUUGGGCUGCAGCCAUGUUCUACUCCCAUGAUUUGCUUGGGCGUAAGAGCACUCUCGGCGCCAUCUGGACGAUGGCGCACGGCAAGAAGUUGAGCAAGUGCAAAAUCCUGGGCAUCAACGUCACGGACGUUUGCAAGCAAAUCAUGCAGCCCGACGUGCCGCAUUCGCUUCGCCUGCAAGGCAUUCUGAUUGGUGGUGUGGUGGUCGUGUUCAACAAGCAGCAAAUCUACCUGCUCGAGGACCUGCAGGGCAUGCUGCGUCGGGUGCGGGCGGCCUCCGCGCCCGAGGAGGCGGCCAUGGCCGCAGCCAACACCGUGCUGCAGAAGGGCAAGGAUCGGGCCAGGGCCGAGGCCAUCACCCUGGCUGACGACCAGCUGGGCGGCGCGGGCGGCGGCAUGGGCGGCGCGGGCGGCGUGGGCGGCUUCGGCGAAUGGGGCGGCAUGGGCGACCUGGCUGAUCUGGAGCAGCACAUGCUGGUGCUGCCCACGGCGGAGCUGAUGAAGGGCUUCAGGGACCUGGAUGAUCUGGCUGACCCAGAUGAGGAGGCAGCGGAGCAGGCGCAGGCCAAGCAGGGCCGCCGCCGCCGCGGCCACGGCGCCACGGAGAAUGGCGGCGCUGCUGCUGCUGGCGGCGCUGCGGGCGUUGACGACGAGGACUUUCUGGUGGCGCCGACCCUGGCGCCGCAGAGCGGCACGGAAGGCCUGUCCAACCGUCUCACCGCCGGCACGGGCUCGCACAAGCUGCCAACCCAAAACCAGCCCUUCCACACCAACUUCGAGGACGACGUGUUUGAGGCUCCCGACCUGGAGCUGAUGAUGGACCCCGACACCGACGGCGCCGGAGAUGCCGUGUUUCUGGCGCUAGCCGGCUUCGGGCGUGACAAGUCGAAGACCAACACCGGCAACAAGAACGCUUCAGCCGGCCCCAGCAACACCAAGACCGCCGCUGGCGCCUCUGCCGGCGCCGCCGGCACCUCUGCUGGCGGCCGCGCCCGCGGCGGCCGCGCCGAUGACGACAGCAUGAUGGACCUGUUUGAGGCGCCCAGCGACCUGCUGCUGCAAGACCUCAUGGGAGACCUGCCCGGGGCAGCAGGAGCGGCGGCGGCCGGCGGCGCCCGCCGGCCUGCGCGCCGCGCCGCCGCUGGUGCGGCCGGCGAGAUCACGGAGGAGAUGGGCGAGGGCGAGGAGGCGGAGGAAGGCGGAGAGGCGGGCGCCAGACGGCGGCAGCAGCAGCCGAGUCGCUCCAUGUCUGUGUCGGUCCCGUUCCCCAUGGUGGAGGAGCCGCAGGAGCACUCCGUGCCGCCGUCACCGAUGCAAGACGACGACAUGUUCCCCAUGCUCAACGACCCCAACGACCUGGCCAUGCACGGCCUGCACGACGACAACAACAACAGCCUGGGCCAGCAGCAGCCGCAGCCCACCGGCAGCGAGGGCGGCUUCGGCUUUGCCACCGCCGCCGCUGCAGGAGGCGCCGCGGCCGCAGCCGCCGCCGCUGCCACCGCCAAGAACCAGAAGCGGCGGCGCACCUCGGACGAGGACAACGACAGCGCCAGCGAGGCUUCACUGUCUGCACUGCUGGCGGACUCACCCAGCCAGAACCAGCAGCAGGCGGCGGACCAGCAGCAGCAGCAGCAGCAGCAGCAGCAGCAGCAGGGCCAGGGCGUCCGUACCAAGGCGCAGCAGGCGCAGCGCCGCGACGGCACCGCCGCCAGGCCUGCGCGCCGCCGUGCCGGUGCGAAGGUCACACUGGACGAUGACGCCGAGACCCUGGUCCGCACCAGCCUCUACCGCGAGUGGACGCUAGACUCGCGCCCGCUGCUUGUGUCGCCUAGGGGCGCGGCCGGGCCUGGCGCCGCACGCAACCGCCGCCUCAGCGCCGGUGCAUCUCCCACCGCCCUCCAGCGCCGUCGCGGCCUGUUUGCCACUGGCGCUGCAACCGCAGCCGCCGCUGGUGGCGCCCGUCAGCACGCCGGCCCGGGUGUCGGUGUGAGCAUGGACGUCUCCAUCGGCGCCGCGCUGGCAGCUGGCGACAGCGACGCCGUGGCGGCGGCGGUGCUGCGCGCGCCCGCGGUGGCGCUGGGCCUGGGCUUCCGGUCCCUGGGUUGGGCGCCGCCACUGCUGCAGCUGCUGGAGAUGGCGGCCGACGGCCGGUCUCCGGCUGAGGCAGCCGCCGCCGCUGCGGCGGCGGCUACUGCAGCCGCUGCGGCCGAGGACAACGAGGGUGACGGCCGCGGUGCCAAGCGCCAGCGCAAGGCCAAGACGGCCGCCGCGCCGCACCUGGCCGCCGCAGGCGGUACCGGUGCCCAGCAGGCGGCGGCGGACGCUGCUGAGGCGUCGCUGCUUGUGUCUGAGGCGUCGGACCUGCACGCGCGCGAGACGCGGCUGGGUAACGACGGCAUGAUGGCGGAGGGCGAGGAAGGGCAGAUGGACAUGCCGCUGCCGGAGGAAUAUGAGAUGAAUUUUCAGGACGAGGAUGUGGAAAUGGAGAGGCUGCGUGCGGAGGACACGCCUGACGGCCAGCGCCUGCAGGCGCAGCAGCGUGCCGCGCUGGGCCUGACGCCCGGCGGCGCCGGCGCCGGCGGCAGCAGUGGCGGCGGCCGCGGCACGCUGCGAGACCUGCUGCUAGCAGCCACUGGCGGCCGCGGCGGCUCCAGUCGCGCCACUGGCACCACUGGCACCACCAACAGCAGCGGCCUGCUGGGCCGCGAGUCCGAGACGGACGGCAGUGCACACGGCGGCUCCAGGCGCGGCGGGCGCACCAGCGGCGGCGGCCCGCUGGGGCUGCUGCGGUUUGGCACGGGCGCGCUGGAGGACCUGCUGCCCGCCAUCGAGGAGGGCGGCAUGGGUAUGGCGGAGGACACCAUGAUGAUGGAGGACGAGGAGGACCUCACGCUGCCGCCUUCCGAGCGGGCCACAAGUGGUGCCAACGGCAGCGGCGGCAACGCCCUGCGCAGCUCGCGCCUGCGCGCCGGCUCCGGCCCUGACAGCACGCAGCUGCCGGGCAGCGGCGGCGAGUUCCACCUGCGGGAGACGUUCGGCCAGACGCAGGCGCUGCCUGGCGGUGGCGGCUUGGGCGGCGGCGCCAUGGCUUACAUGAGCCGCAACACCAGCAUCGUGCUCAGCAUUUAUCGGCAGCGCCUGAGCGCGCUUCGGCAACAGCAGGGAGAGCAGCAGCAGCAGCAGCAGCAGGCGCCCAGCGGCGCAGAGGGCGCGACCACGGACGGGGCCGCACCCUCCGCCUCCGCUGGCGCGGCCGGCGGCCGCACUGCCGCCACAACCACGGGUCUGUCCUUCUUCAGCCUGGCGUGUGAGCUGACGCGGCCCGAGGCCGUCAAGCUGUUCUACCAGACGCUGGUUACGCACACCACUGGUCUCGUGCAUGCCUCGCAGGCUGAGCCAUACGGCGACAUCACCAUCGUUAUGGGCCAGGUCGCGUAGCAAAGUGGUGGUGGUGGCGGUGGUGGCGGUGGGCGUGGGUUCUAUGCAGGCCCGCAUGGAAGUGUAUAUGUGAGACGGAGAUAAUUGAGGCACGCCCGCGACGGCAAAACUCGCCGCUGGGUUGGGCAGUGCUGACUGUACAUACGGUAUGGAUGGAACCGCGCCCGAUGAGCGGAGUGGCGCGUUCGGCCACCCGGGACGCAAACAUGCAUGAAUGAACACCGUACACCUUGCCAUCAGCCAGCUGCAGAUACCGUAUGAUAACUAGCGAUUUCCCGGGAAGGUAUCUGAGACGGGCAUACAUGCAUUAUCUGGUCCAGUACUUAGUGCCCGGCGGAGUCACAGUGGAAAUAACCUAGCAUGGAGACGGGAAUGCGUGCCAUGUUGCCUGGGCCAGGGCUUCG
Messenger RNA from Chlamydomonas reinhardtii, 3992 nucleotides. RefSeq lists its product as uncharacterized. Gene Ontology annotation, biological process: replication-born double-strand break repair via sister chromatid exchange; synaptonemal complex assembly; mitotic sister chromatid cohesion. The record is from RefSeq and is a predicted model, not a curated record. The transcript has 17 exons. NCBI's taxonomy places the organism in Eukaryota, Viridiplantae, Chlorophyta, Chlorophyceae, Chlamydomonadales, Chlamydomonadaceae. The coding region runs from base 166 to 3588 and encodes 1140 amino acids. Gene Ontology annotation, molecular function: protein binding; chromatin binding. Gene Ontology annotation, cellular component: cohesin complex; synaptonemal complex.